AUGAUAUGGCCUGCACAAUCUCCUGACCUUAACCCCUUAGAACAUCUCUGGGUUCAUCUCAAAAGAAGGCUUGCAGAGUAUGAGCACCCUCCUAAGGGAAUGGAGGAGUUAUGGAGAAGGAUUGAGGAAGAAUGGAAUAAGAUAUUAGCAGAGUCCCAGAGCGCCGCCGCGACUGGGGGUCAUUUUUUCAAUGAGCGCCCAUUCGAGAGGCAUGGGGGUGGAAGUGGCAGUCUGGCGGAUUUCGACCUUCAUGCCAUGUGGGUGACAGUCUCAGACAGUCAGAAAGGGAGUCAGUCCGAGAAGGGCCAAGGGGAAGAUGGACAGCCCCCCCCCCCAUGGGCAGCCGUCCUGGAAGGCCGCAAGCUGGUGUUUCCUCCCCUGGAGCAUGGGGGAACCAAAAUCUGA
Molecule: messenger RNA, 405 nt
Organism: Suillus subaureus
Lineage: Eukaryota; Fungi; Basidiomycota; Agaricomycetes; Boletales; Suillaceae
Exons: 2
Coding region: 1-405 (134 amino acids)
Molecular function (GO): nucleic acid binding
Source: RefSeq, a predicted model, not a curated record